UGAAUUCGAGAGCUGAUUUCGUCUGCUGCCGCGGUGCGGAGCGGAUUGCAAUCGCGAUCGAGCGCGAUGGCGAUCGACGCGUAGUUGAAACCGGCGGCUGUUAACCAUCGCUAAAAAUCGCAGGUGAAGUGGGAAAUCGCGCGCGGCGUGGAAAGGGGUAGAAAGUGCAUCACGGCUCAGUCGUCAUCAGUAGUCAUCUUGUGUUUACGGUGUAUUAAAUGCGCGACGAGAGCAAGGAAUAAGCGAGCUGUCGCGAAGUGUGGCGAGGCGGCGUGGUGAGGCGGCGACGAGGACGACGGUAGCGGUAUUGGCGGCGGUGAGGUGUAGUGAAGUGAGGAUCACGACGCGGCGUCGACGACCUGCCAGAGGACACGACGACACCUGCUCGACGACGAGAGACGUGCGUACGUACGUACGUACGUGAGAACGAGCGUGUGGCGACGGCCAUACUCAAACAACGGCCGAGCGGAGCAACGUGCGGCGCGAGAGAUGAAGUGAUAAUAGAGUCGAGCAGGGAGAAAGAGAGCCGAUCUCUCCGCGAGCCGCUUGCAGCAGGCGCGCGCGAAACUGCAAGACGUGUGAGCGGACAAGACGAAACGGGACGAGCUGAAUCGAAUCGAGUCACAGUUGCAGUCGGCGCGAGCGUGCCACGAUAUAUCGGUGCGCGAGAGCGAGCCAGCAGCACAGCAGCAGCAGCAGCAUCAAGCAGCAGCAGCAGCGGCGACGAGAGAAUACGAGAAGGAGCGGCCGGAACGGGCGGAAGUGUGGGCCGUGUGUGUCUGCGUACGUGCGGGAGAUUCGUAGGAAAGGAGGUAGCAGACAGAAGCGGGACUCAAAGAGUCGCAGCUCAGCGCGGGGCUUCAGUUAUUCGCUGAGAUGAGCACCAAGACAGAUGUGAACAGGCGGGUAUUGGCCAUCCAAGCGAAGAAGAAGCGACACAAGCCCAGCAAGCGCAAGGGCAAGGCCAAUUCCCAAAGCGAGCAGGACGCGCAGACCUCCAAGGGCCAACGCAGCGGUCAGGUGGCGGCCGCCGCCAACACCUUCGAGUACUCGGACGCCUCACUGCGCAACUACACCACUGACAACGGGACCAGAUUGGUACCGUGUCAUAGUUCCAGCAAUGAAACAAUAGAGGACGACGAUGAGGUGUUCAGUAGCGAGGACGAGGAACAGGAGGACAGCAGUGACUAUUGUAAAGGCGGAUACCACCCUGUGAAGAUAGGAGAUCUCUUUUUAAAUCGUUAUCAUGUCACGCGUAAGCUUGGUUGGGGUCACUUCUCCACUGUAUGGCUCUGCUGGGAUUUGCAGGACAAGCGUUUUGUGGCGCUUAAAGUCGUGAAAUCCGCAUCCCAUUUCACUGAGACUGCAUUGGAUGAAAUUAAAUUAUUAAAAGAUGUGCGCGAUACGGAUCCCACCGAUCCUAAGCGCAAUAAGACCGUCCAGUUGCUCAAUGACUUCAAGAUCAGCGGCAUUAAUGGCCUGCAUGUUUGCAUGGUAUUCGAAGUACUCGGACAUAAUCUUCUUAAAUUGAUUAUCAAGUCAAACUACAGAGGAAUUCCAAGAAAUAAUGUUAAACGCAUCAUCAGACAAGUCCUUGAAGGUCUCGACUAUCUUCAUAAUAAAUGUAAAAUUAUUCAUACAGACAUUAAACCUGAAAAUGUUCUCGUAUGCGUCGAUGAAGCUUACAUACGAAAGUUAGCUUGCGAAGCGACGGAACUCCAUUCUAUGGGAGCAAAAUUGCCAGUGUCCCUCAUUUCCACCGCACCGAAGGAAUUUCAAGAACCCACGCCGAAUUCCAAAAUGUCCAAGAACAAGAAGAAGAAAUUAAAAAAGAAAGCCAAGCGACAAAAUGAACUUUUGAAGAAGCAGAUGGAACAGAUCGAGGAGUUAGAGGAACAAAGUAAACUCGCGAAUAGCACGAGAGAGAACGGCGAGGUUGAAACGAAUAGCUUAGACCAGGAUCUUAAUACUGAAAGCAUAGAAGACAAUACGACGGAAAGCAAAGAUUCGCCCGAUAUCUCGGAACCGUCCGCACCUUCCUUACACAUGAACGGAGUGGAUGGUUUAACUGGCGGUGAGAAAAUACAGAAUCUAUUACCCGAAGAAGAAUCCGAAAAGAUGGACAAUGUGUGCGAUGUGGAAAAAAGUUGUGGCGAGGGUGUACUGCCACCUGAUCCCGAAGAUACCGACGAAUGCAGUGAAGGUACAAUAAUUGCCUGCGUCAAGCAAUAUACGUCUGUUUUUGUUGCAAUUUCAUUCAUUGGUUAUCUUUUAGGUCGUAGAUCGUUAAAUCCACCGGAAAGUAAACAAUUAAAACGGGCGUCUCUAUCGCCCCUGGAUCCUGCCAUAAUGGAGUGUGAGGUCGACGUGAAGAUAGCAGAUCUCGGAAACGCGUGUUGGGUUCAUAAAAAAUUCACAGACGACAUUCAGACCCGUCAGUACAGGUCGCUUGAGGUUCUGUUAGGUUCUGGAUACGACACUUCCGCCGAUAUAUGGUCCACUGCUUGCAUGGCAUUCGAACUGGCGACUGGUGACUAUCUUUUCGAACCACACAGUGGCAAAGAUUACUGCAGAGAUGAAGAUCAUUUAGCUCAUAUUAUCGAGUUGCUAGGAGAAAUACCGAAACGUAUCGCACUUUCGGGGAAGAACUCAAAAAUAUACUUCAACAAAAAGGGUGAAUUGAAGCAUAUUACCGGAUUAAAACCGUGGGGCUUGUACGAAGUGUUGACGGAGAAGUAUGACUGGACACCAAGCGAAGCGCGCGAGUUCGCAGAGUUCCUAACACCGAUGCUCGAAUUCAAUCCGAGCAUGCGAGCUACCGCAGCCGAGUGCCUCAAGCAUCCAUGGCUGCAAAUCAAAAAGUGAUCGCGUUUUUUAUUGUUUUAUCUGUAAUAUUCCCUCAACUCCCGAUCCUACCGCCCAGUUGUCGCAAAUCGUAAAUCGAGAGUGUGAUAGGAAGCCGAAAACACUUGCAGACACAUCAGGUGUUAUUUCCGUACUGAAAAAUCGUAAUUCCGCGACCCAAUUUGCGUGCAAAGAGCAAGUGCAUCGAUUCAAGAACGCACACACACACACACCCUAGAAAACUGUUUGUAAUAAGAAUUACGGGAACGAAUUGUAACAUAUGUUGUUAUAUUAAUCCUAUGUACGCUACAAGCGUGUCUCUGCGUGAGGAAUGUUACGAAACCGAAAAUGUUUCGAGAAGAUUGUUAUAUACCCUUUACAAAUGGUGAUUUGACAAUAUCGCGGAAAUCGCCUCAAGGAAAACCUCUCGAACGCAACGAGCGAAGUGUCGCAAAAUCCGAAAAUCGUUAGAGAAGAUCUUGCAAUAUUCCGCUGAUUUCCAUAUAUAAACGGCCGCGCGCGUGCUUCCUAAUGCAACACUCUCAACACAUCGGCUGACCAUUCGUGUAGUUGUACACUUGUUGAAUCGUAUUUUUGAUUAGUGAUGAAAGAACUUAAAUUAAAAAAAAAAAUUUCAUAGUACUUUAUAUAUAUACAUAUUACUUUACACAUUCAUGUCGCAUUCUUCGUACUCGUCAUUUUAUUUAUCUACGAAUAUUCCAAGAGUCGUGGGACCUACUCGUUAAUGCGCUGUGAAGGUACUGGCAGGCUCAGUAACGUGGUUUGGUUUAAAAUUAGGACUUAUUGCCUUGACUCAGUUAUCCCUAUGUACUUUUAUAUAUCGCGCACCACACACCGGUCGCUGCAAAUUCUUGCCAACAAACUUGUCGAGAAAUCGCAACGGGACAGAAGUGGCUACUUAAUUAAUAUUUUACGUCUACCUCAAUAUACGUGAGCCGGUCAGAAAUACUCAUGAAUAAAUAUGCGCGUAUAACGAGGGACCGCAUUCACGUGUAAAUUGAAAUAAAUGAAUUUGUAUAUUGUAGAUAAUAUUAAGAGUCGGUCACACUAGAUUCUUGGUAUAUGUGAUGUUAAUAUGGGCGCUAAUUGGAAUAAAACAGCAUGUAUAACAUAUUUUUCGAGUCAUUUGGUUAGUAUAAAAUUUAAUAUUGGAAAAUAUUGCUUUCAUUUUUUAUCGGCAGUAAUAAGAUGGGUAAAUUUUAUUAUUAACAAGCAACGAUAAGACUGUAAAUGUAUAGUAUAUGUAUAAUGAUUUAUUAUUUUUUUAAAUUCUAUAUUUUAAAUAUAUAUAUAUAUAUAUAUAUAUAUAUAAUUAUUGCUUAUGUGUGUAUAUAUAUACACACACAUAGCAAUAAGAAUUAACAUCACUGUAAAAUGCAUAUAAAGUACGAUUUACAUAUUUAAAAAAAUGUUAUGCAAUCUGUCUUGUUCCGUUGCGCCCUGCAAAACUGAUAUAGUAAUGAAUUCUGUUCAUUGUAAAUUUGUUUACAUUGCUAAUGCGAACACCAUAUACAUAAUGUACAAUUACAAAAAGAGAGUAUCUAUAUCGUAUGACGAAUCGUAACACGAGUAACAUUGAGUUUCGUGCGAACCUCUUUACUUCACGAAUACUGACUGAUUACUGAGCUCUCUGCCGAUAAUAACUGUCUUCUAUUUUAUAAACGAAAAAGCCAAGCAAUGCGUUCCACUUGGAUUCUGUGCAUCGCGGACUACUGUUUCAUAUCUCGACAAAUUCAACUCAUGCUUCCGACAGAAUAUUCUGUUUCGCUUCGCCUAUCAGUUUAAGGUCGUUUCGUAAAAAAUUCUCGAUCGAACUGUGUAUGGAGAUGUGUGCGUACGUGGAAAAAAUCGUCACGAUGUAUAAAUAUUUUAUUACUUAGUGCGGUUACAUCUUCCCGGGUAAAAGAGGAAAAUACUCUCAUAAAAAUACACAUUGUUAUGCUCUAUUUUUAACGUGUAUCAUGCAUUUUUUAUUUAUUUUAUUUUUGACCAUUUUUAAAUAGCAAUGUUUUGUUUGAUUUACGCAUAUACAUACUUCAACAUGUACAAGGCGCAAUUCUUAAUUUAUUAAAACUCGACGUGCACUCUUAUGGAAUAUGUUUGCUGGUUUUUAUUAUAUUCUCAAAUGCUGUUCAGGCAUCACUUUAGUUUAGAAACAAGAUUAUUUUUUUUUUCUUUUUUGCUAUUGGAAAGGUAAAAAAGCAGGUCUGAUAUCUCCUUAUAAUGUACGGGAAACAAGCAACACGGCGUGCGAUAUGCGAGAGAUUUUGACGAGAAAGUGCCUCUUCUACCCGCGCUACGGUUAAUAUCGUUCGCGUUAUCUAUCUCCGGCGUUUCCCCUGCAAUUGCAUGUCUCUUUCGUGAAUCUCAUAUGGUCUCCGAUGACGGCGAAUCUGUACAGUACAUAACAUGAAAUUUUAGCGAAUACAAUAUCGUUUUAUAAAACACGGCCAGUGAAAUCCGUUGUUAUACGAAGAAGGGCAGCGAUCACGAUGCGAUUUAAUAGUCAAUUUUUCCGUUAGCCUUGCUUGUUACUCGUCAAAGAAGGUGCUUCGAAUCAAACCAAAAUCGAGCUUUUGCUCGGCCUCGCUCGACUCUUCAGCCGCAAAUGUCACUCAUCAGAUUUCGAAAUUCAUAUAGUCUCCUAAAAAAAAAAAAAAAUAAAUUAUAGAUAGAUAUUCUGAGGAUCUGUGUCGUUAAGAAUCGAACCAAACGAUUAAAGGAAGACAAGAAUUGAAACCGAUGUAAUUUCAGUGAGUUCAAAUUUUGGACUAUUGGCACACGAAGAGAACUUUAUAGCUAUAAAUAAAAUGACUAAACUGA
Linepithema humile (Argentine ant) is the source of this 5688-nucleotide messenger RNA. RefSeq names its product SRSF protein kinase 3 (gene SRPK). Gene Ontology annotation, molecular function: protein serine/threonine kinase activity; ATP binding. The record is from RefSeq and is a predicted model, not a curated record. Gene Ontology annotation, biological process: spliceosomal complex assembly; regulation of mRNA processing; peptidyl-serine phosphorylation. Gene Ontology annotation, cellular component: cytoplasm; nucleus. Lineage: Eukaryota; Metazoa; Arthropoda; Insecta; Hymenoptera; Formicidae.